GGUUGGCAUAAUGCACUCGCGUGUAGUAUUAUGAGGUGCGACGUGUCUGUGAUCCUAAUCCUAGAGCUGCUGGUCGGCCUCAGCUCCACCGCUGCACGUUUAUCGCGUGUGUUGCCCUUUGCCGAAGGGGAGCAGGGCGUGACCGUGUUCGGAGACUGCGAGUUUCGAGUCAAUGGCGAUCUCAAUGAUCCCGCUCCGCUUUUUGCGCGACAUAACUCUUUCGAGAUUAUCGUGCCAGACCCUACGGACACAGUGCGUCUAAAAAAUGGCGAGCUACUGGAUAUGUUCUGCCCUGGCGCUGGUUUUGCGGCACCCUUUCAAACGCGAACGCAGCUGACUGCGCAGUGUCUGCAGCAAAAGUAUUUCCUGAUCGAUGGCCUGAUCUAUCCCUUUGCCAACUUCAGCUGCACGGCCUGGCCGACCUUCUCGGCGCUGCGCACUGGUCGGCAGUGCAACGGUGGCACGGAUCUGGUCAAAGUUGGCUUCGAGUUGGACGACGACGGAUUCCUGCAAACCUUCGAUGUGUGCCAUGACGAGCUUGCCGAGGCCACACGCUAUGUACACCAUGUGCUGUACCCAUCCAGCUACGAUUAUCAACACGGUGUGGCGCGACCGAAUUUCAUUACUCUAGACUUCUACGGCGGCCGAGAUGUCAAUAAAAAGUACACGCAAAUAGAGCAGAAUAUCACAAUAAGCAACAUUCUGGGCCUGGACGCUAGCCCAUACUUCAACUAUAGCGACGAUCGGAUAUUGGCACGCGGCCACUUGAUUGCGAAAACGGAUCAGAUCUUUGGCGCUGCCCAAAUGUCCACUUUCAUCUUCAUCAAUGUGGCGCCUCAGUGGCAGAGCUUCAAUGGCGGCAACUGGGAGCGUGUCGAAUCGAGCGUUCGCAAAUUUGUUGCCGAUCAGCAUUUGACUGUUGACUGCUAUACCGGAACCUGGGGCGUGUCCACGCUGCCUGACUUCGAGGGCAUCGAACGUGAACUCUACCUGGACUUUGAUGAGAACAACAAUGGCCUGAUACCAGUUCCCAAACUCUAUUUCCGCGUCAUAAUUGAUCGUGCCAGUCGAGAGGGCAUUGUCCUGGUGGGUGUCAACAAUCCCUAUGUCACCUUGGAACAAAUUCAAAGUGAUUAUAUUUUGUGCGAGGAUAUUGGACAUCUGGUGAGUUGGGUUUCAUGGAUUAAGGAGGAUCUACAUGAGGGCUAUUCGUAUGCGUGCUCUGUGGAGGAUUUCACGGAAGUGGUUAAGGACUUGCCCCUUGAUGAUCUGCACACGACUGGUAUCCUUGGCUUAGAUAAAGACACCACCAGCGAUGCACCAACCACUGUUAGCACUACUGAAGUGCCUUCUCCAACGGCAUCUGAGACCACCACUGAGAUCCCCACGACUGCUGAGAGCACUACAGAUAUUCCAACUGAAUUGCCAACGACUAUUGAGAGCUCCACAGAUAUUCCCAGCACAGUUUCUUCUACCAGUACUACUGAACUACCGUCUACGACUUCUGAGAGCACUAGUGAUAUUCCUAGCACAGUUUCUUCUACCAGCACCACUGAGCUGCCAUCUACAACGACUUAUGAGAGCACUACCGAGUCCUCCAGCACCGCAUCCAGCUCAACAACAACAACACCCAGUCCAGCUCCAACACCUCAGCCCAAUCAAUGCUACUUCAGCAUCAACGGAGAUCUCACAGAUCCUGCCCCACUGCUCACGCCGGAGGGAGCACUUAGCUGGCUCUUGCCGGAUGAAUCGGGUAUUUACACGGUGGAUGAUGGAUCGAGCAUUGAUUUGCACUGCACCGCUGCACUGGCCAUUCCAUUCAAUAGAUAUACCGCACUGACGGCACGCUGUGUGGGUGACCAGAUGUAUGAGGCGGAGGGCCAGAGGGUAACGAUAGGGGAAUUCUUCUGCCAAACUUGGCCCAGCUACCAGGCAGUUCGCACUGGAGUCUCGUGUGAGGGCGGCACUGAGCUCCUGCAGAUUGGCUUUAGCGUGGCUGCCGGGCUGUUGUCGCAGCUGGAACUGUGCUAUGACGAGAGUGCACAGAUCACACGCUACGCUCGCUACGAGCUGACGCCAGCCAAUGUUGCCUAUCAGCGGAACGUGGCACAGCCCGGGUAUCUGCGGGCCGACUUCUAUGCGGGCAAGGACGUUAGUGUGGUCUACAGCCAGUCGCAUCAGUACGAGAUGCUUAGUGAAACUCUUGGCCUGGAUGCCAGUCAAUACCUGGACAGCAGUCGCGAUCUGUACCUCACUCGGGGUCAUCUCGCUGCGCGUCAAGAUUUUGUGCAUGGCUCGGCGCAGCGUGCGACGCACUUUUAUGUGAAUGUGGUGCCCCAGUGGCGCAGCAUUACCAUAGGCAACUGGCUGGCCGUGGAGCGUAGUCUGCGCCAAUUCGUGGCCAAUGAGGCGAUCAACGUGAGCGUGCAUGCAGGCAGCUGGGGCGUAGCCACAUUGCCGAAUGCCGAGGGCAAACAAACGCCGAUCUAUUUAAAUGCCGACACGCAGCAGCUGCCGGUGCCACGACUGGUGUAUCGCAUUGUCAUUGACCAGGAGAGCCGCAAGGGCAUUGCCCUAGUGGUGGCAAACGAUCCACAUGCCAGCCUUGGCGAAAUCUUGCAGGAUUAUGUCGUCUGUGAGGAUGUGGGUGCGCAGCUGGAUUGGCUGGACUGGGAGAAGGCCAACAUUGAGAAGGGCUAUGCCUACGCGUGCGCUGUCGAAGAUUUCACUGAAGUGGUCAAAGAUCUGCCACUCGAUCAACUGAAUACGACUGGAGUGCUUGGGCUGCCGGCAGAGCCAUCUCAGGAGUUGUGCAGCUUCCGCGUGAAUGGCGAUCUCAAAGAUCCAGCUCCGCUUUUUGUACUACGCGACGAGCAGGGCACCGCACAAUAUUUGGAGCCAAAUCCACAAGGUGUGGUGGAACUGAAGCAUGGCCAAGCAAUAGAGCUGCACUGCAGCGGCCCAAAGUCAUUUCAAGGAGACUUCGCCGGAUUCUCUCAACUAAGUGCCAGUUGCUGGCAAGAAGCAAAUUUCUUGGUGCAGGGCAACGUCCGCCAUAUCAACGACUUUGUGUGCGCCUCUUGGCCCGGCUACACGGCUCGACGCACAAAUCGUGAGUGCAAUGGAGGCACCAAUCUAUUGGAAGUUGGCUUUCAGCUAGCCAACGAUGACAGCCAAGAUGACUUCCUGCAAACCUACGAUGUGUGCCACGAUGAGCUGGCGGAGGUAACACGCUAUGUGCAUCAUGUGCUGACGCCCAGCAGCGCCCAGUAUCAGCGCUCGGUAAGCCGGCCAAGCUUUAUCACGGGCGACUUCUAUGGCGGCAAGGACGUCAAUCAGAAGUAUACGCAGGUGCAGCAGAAUAUCACAAUCAGCGGAAUUCUGGGCAUGGAUGCCUCGCAAUACUUCAAUAUAGGCAGCAACGUGUAUCUGGCCAGGGGCCAUCUAUCCGCCAAGACUGACUUCAUAUUUGGCGCCGCGCAGCAGGCGAGCUUCUUCUUUGUGAAUGCCGCACCCCAGUGGCAGACCUUCAAUGCGGGCAACUGGGAGCGCAUUGAGGAUAGCGUGCGAAAAUUUGUGGCUGAUGAAAACAUAACUGUGGAUUGCUACACUGGAACGUGGGGCGUGUCCACGCUGCCAGAUGCAGAGGGCGUGCCCCAAGAGCUCUACCUAGACUUCGAUGAGAACAACAAUGGGCUGAUACCAGUGCCUAAGCUAUACUUCCGUGUGAUCAUCGAUCGGGAUAGCCGCAGGGGCAUUGUGCUGCUGGGCGUUAACAAUCCACACAUUGGCGUGGAAGAGAUUGAGGAGGACUAUAUUAUCUGUCCUGAUAUCGGCGAUCAAAUUAACUGGAUAAGUUGGUCAAGGAAGGACUUACAGAAGGGCUACUCGUAUGCCUGCACUGUGGAGGACUUUAUAGAAACUGUUCAAGAUUUGCCAUUGGACGAUCUGCAAACGAAUGGCGUUCUAGGUGUUACGGCGUAACGCUAAUAACCACACUCUAUUACUAUAUAAUGGUCUAAUCAAACUAGCUGAGCAUACAAUAAA
Drosophila arizonae is the source of this 4047-nucleotide messenger RNA. RefSeq lists its product as uncharacterized. Gene Ontology annotation, biological process: apoptotic DNA fragmentation. The record is from RefSeq and is a predicted model, not a curated record. Lineage: Eukaryota; Metazoa; Arthropoda; Insecta; Diptera; Drosophilidae. Gene Ontology annotation, cellular component: nucleus; mitochondrial inner membrane. Gene Ontology annotation, molecular function: RNA endonuclease activity; single-stranded DNA endonuclease activity; nucleic acid binding.